Messenger RNA from Quercus robur (English oak), 1437 nucleotides. RefSeq lists its product as uncharacterized. Gene Ontology annotation, cellular component: chloroplast. Gene Ontology annotation, biological process: protein folding. Gene Ontology annotation, molecular function: protein-folding chaperone binding; adenyl-nucleotide exchange factor activity; protein homodimerization activity. The record is from RefSeq and is a predicted model, not a curated record. Bases 182 to 1144 code for a protein of 320 amino acids. Lineage: Eukaryota; Viridiplantae; Streptophyta; Magnoliopsida; Fagales; Fagaceae. The transcript has 3 exons.
AUCAAAAAAAAAAAGAGAAGACGGUGGAGCUGUAUUUAUUUAUUCAUUUAACACCGGAAACCAAACGAGCACGACGAGUGUAUUGUUUGUAGUUCACCAACCCCAACCCCAACCCCAAACCCAAAGCUCAUUUCAUUUCAUUUUUCUGAGAAAUAAUCAAAAAGCAAAGGCAAUAGUAAUUAUGGCACUCUCUCUCUCUAAUCACUAUCACUGUCACUCUCUCUUUGCUCCUCCUCGUCUUUCUGUUUCUUCGUCUUCGUCUUCACCAAACUCCUCCAAAUCCAAAACCCUAGCCUUUUUUCAUCGACCGAUUCUAGGUUUUACUCUCACCAACUCAUCUCCAGUCACCAACAAAUGCAGCAGCAGCAGCAGCCGCUCCUUCAAAUCUUAUCUCGCUGCCCAAGAUUCCGAAGUCCCCACCACAAAUGAUUUAGAGGAGGCAGGUGAGAAUGAUGUACAAACAUCAGAAAGUGGAGCAGAUCAACAACAUUUAUCCAGUUUAACGACCCUCAUAAAAGUUUACAAGGAAGCCAUUCUUGCUAGAGAUGAAAAGACUAUAUCUGAUAUUGAGGCUAGGAUACACGUAAUAGAAAAUGAGAAAAAUGAAUUGGUCCAGAAUGUAUUAACUUUAUCAACAGAAAUUACUUCUGGGAAGGAGAAAUAUAUCCGCCUACAAGCAGAUUUUGACAAUUUUAGGAAAAGAUCGGAGAAGGAGAGACUUACCAUAAGGUCUGAUGCCCAAGGAGAAGUUAUUGAGAGUCUCUUGCCCAUGGUGGACAAUUUUGAGAGAGCCAAGCAGCAGCUUAAACUAGAAACAGAAAAGGAACAAAAGAUUGAUGCAAGUUAUCAGGGUAUAUAUAAGCAAUUUGUGGAGAUAAUGAGAAACUUACGUGUGGCUGUUGUAGCCACAGUAGGAAAGCCAUUUGAUCCCUCACUGCAUGAAGCCAUUGCACGCGAGGAGUCUCAAGAGUUCAAGGAAGGGGUUGUGAUUCAAGAAUUCCGUCGUGGGUUUUUGCUUGGGGAUCGGCUUUUAAGACCAGCUAUGGUUAAAGUUUCUGCAGGGCCUGGUAGAAAGAAAGCCCCUGUGGCCACCGAGAAAUCCACCGAGCACCCUGCAACAGCUGCAGGGAUAGAUGAACGAUAGUUUUUUAGACAAGAUCAAAUUGUACCAGUAUAGCCACUUUUUUUAUAAGCCAGCCUGAUCUUUCCAUCAGCUUGUGAAGCCUUUUUGAACAUUGUUAUAUUAUACUUAUCUUAUGCCAACACAAAUGUAGUCCUUGGCAUCCAGGCUUUACAAGUUUGUUUUGAUUUGCCACAUCCAGGUACUUCACAUACUUUUGUUUUCAGAAGGCGGCACUGACUCAAUUUGUAUCUUCGAGAACAUUCAUGUGUUGACCUAUUAUUCUUUAUAGGAAAAUUUUAAUUCACCCUUUCCCA